This is a messenger RNA of Equus caballus (horse), 2332 nucleotides long. RefSeq names its product aldo-keto reductase family 7 member A2 (gene AKR7A2). The record is from RefSeq and is a predicted model, not a curated record. NCBI's taxonomy places the organism in Eukaryota, Metazoa, Chordata, Mammalia, Perissodactyla, Equidae.
GCAGGCGCAGACCUCAUGUUGGCCGCCGCAUCACGUGCAGUGGCUCGUGCGGUGGCUCGCGCCGGGGUUCGCUGCGCACCUCGCCCCGGGCAGCCCGAGGCUCGCACCGCCACCGCUGCCAUGUCCCGGUUGCUGUCUACCCCGCGGGCCGCCUCGGACGCCGGGGUCCGGCCCGCCACCGUGCUGGGCACCAUGGAGAUGGGGCGCCGCAUGGACGCGCCCGCCAGCGCCGCGGCCGUACGCGCCUUCCUGGAGCGCGGCCACACCGAGCUGGACACGGCCUUCAUGUACAGCGACGGCCAGUCCGAGAGCAUCCUGGGCGGCCUGGGGCUCGGGCUGGGCGGCGGCGACUGCAAAGUGAAAAUCGCUACCAAGGCCAAUCCCUGGGAAGGGAAGUCGCUGAAGCCUGACUGUGUCCGGUCCCAGCUAGAGACGUCACUGAAGCGGCUGCAGUGUCCCCGGGUGGACCUCUUCUACCUGCAUGCACCCGACCACAGCACCCCCGUGGAGGAGACACUGCGCGCCUGCCACCAGCUGCACCAGGAGGGCAAGUUUGUGGAGCUGGGCCUCUCCAACUAUGCCUCCUGGGAGGUGGCUGAGAUCUGCACCCUCUGCAAGAGCAAUGGCUGGAUCGUGCCCACCGUGUACCAGGGCAUGUACAACGCCACCACCCGGCAGGUGGAGACGGAGCUCUUCCCCUGCCUGAGGCACUUUGGACUGAGGUUCUACGCCUACAACCCUCUGGCUGGGGGCCUGCUGACCGGCAAGUACAAGUACGAGGACAAGGACGGGAAACAGCCUGCGGGCCGCUUCUUUGGGAAUAACUGGGCCGAGGUCUACAGGAAUCGCUUCUGGAAGGAGCACCACUUCGAGGCCAUUGCCCUGGUGGAGAAGGCCCUGCAGGCUGCGGAUGGCACCAGUGCCCCCAGCAUGACCUCGGCCGCCCUCCGGUGGAUGUACCACCACUCCCAGCUCCAGGGUGCCCUUGGGGACGCGGUCAUCCUGGGCAUGUCCAGCAUGCAGCAGCUGGCACAGAACUUGGCAGCGGCUGAGGAGGGGCCCCUGGAGCCGGCCGUCGUGCAGGCCUUUGAUGAAGCCUGGCACCUGGUUGCCCACGAAUGUCCCAACUACUUCCGCUAAGCCCCCAAGGGCUCAAGCCGCCAGCGGUUUCUUUCUUUCCUGUCCCCUCUUCUGUUCUCUCCCUUGGCCAGUGUUUGCCUUAAGCUGAUUCAGCCUGAUCUUCCGUGGCUGUCUGGAUCCACACGUUAAUUUGUAGAUUCCUGCCUUGCUCUGGUGGCCUUCUCACUGUGUAAGGCUGGGGCGGAGCCCUGCUCGGCAGUUCCUGUCUGAAUAAAGCAGGCACUUGACCCGGCUGUAGCCCAGGCCCUGAGUCAGCACCACGGGCUUGUCUCCAUGCUGCCUGGGGGCUUCCUGCCAAAGGGGCAGAACCGUGUGCUGGGGUCUUCAAAGGGCAGAGGCGCUGAGCGGGUCUCAGUGCACACUGCCCUCAUGAGGUCUCCCCAGCCUCCUGUCCUGAAUCCAGCCUGGCCCCUGACACUGGGGCUGCAGGUGGCCCUCACUCUCCUACACACGACAGAGAAAGAGGGCCACACACUGUGAAGCGGGUCUUCUCUCAUUUAGAAAUGCCCUCACUAAACAUUUACAAAAUCAACAGUUUGGGUAAAAACGUACUAUUAGAGUCGCCCCGAGAAGAAUAGAAGCUCCCAGGACGCUGUGGACCAUUUUGAACCCACGCUGUCAACUUCAGCGGUGGCUUCGCUCUUGCCUUGGCUGAAGCCUCCUGUCUCUGGUCAUCCACCACAUUCCUGGCCCUUGCGCCGGGCCUGCUGCUGUUGGGAGUGGGGUUGGGGCACGGGCAGCCAGGGCCCCCGUUUCCCUCCGCAGAUCCCCGCUCUAAGCAGGAGGCACCCCAGGCUGGAGCCGAAGAGCAAUGCCAGGGCUGGGGGUUGCCGUGUGACCAUUCCCAGAGCGGAAAAGUCCCUUCAGCCCUGGGUGAGCGGUGGAGGCCACACUCAGAACUUGCUCAGCUUGAAGUGAUGAAGGGGCUCAACUCGGAAGCCCUACAGAACCACCAUUGAAGGCUCCUUGUUCUAAGGAAAGUCCCAUGGCCGUCUAGAGGGAGGCACCCUGAAAACAGAAUAUAUUCUCUCCAGAAACGAGUGCCCCUCCUUCCUCUUCGUCCAUGAUAAAAUGGAAGCUUCCCCUAAGCGGGGUGGUGUGUUAGUUAUUGCACAGCAGACCACCCAAAACUUGAGUUGCUUAAAAUGACACAAUCCCCCAAAUUAAAGAUUCAGUGCAAACUCUAUCAAAA